AUGUAUUGGACUGACUGGGGUGAAACACCCAGAAUAGAACGGGCAGGAAUGGACAGCAGCACGCGAAAAAUAAUUGUCGAUUCAGAUAUUUAUUGGCCAAAUGGACUCACGAUAGAUCUUGAUGAGCAGAAACUUUACUGGGCUGAUGCAAAACUGAGUUUUAUUCAUAGGGCAAAUCUGGAUGGUUCCUUUAGGCAAAAAGUUGUUGAAGGUAGUCUUACUCAUCCCUUUGCACUGACGUUGUCUGGGGACACUUUAUAUUGGACGGACUGGCAAACGCGCUCCAUUCAUGCCUGUAACAAAAGGACAGGAGAGAAAAGGAGAGAAAUAUUGUCUGCCCUGUAUUCACCGAUGGACAUCCAGGUCUUAAGUCCAGAUCGGCAGCCAUACUUUCAUACUCCAUGUGAAGACAACAACGGUGGUUGCUCCCAUCUGUGCCUGCUGUCUCCAAGAGACCCCUUCUACAGCUGUGCCUGUCCCACCGGUGUGCAGCUAGAAGACGAUGGCAGGACAUGCAAAUCAGGUGCUGAAGAAGUCUUGCUGCUCGCUAGAAGGACUGACUUGAGGAGGAUUUCCCUGGACAUGCCAGAUUUCACUGACAUUAUUCUACAGAUAGAUAAUAUCAGACACGCAAUUGCCAUAGAUUACGAUCCUGUGGAAGGCUACAUCUACUGGACUGAUGAUGAUGUCCGGGCAAUUCGUCGGGCCUACCUUGAUGGCUCUGGAGCACAGACUCUGGUAACCACAGAAAUCAACCAUCCAGAUGGUAUUGCUGUAGAUUGGGUUGCAAGGAACCUUUACUGGACUGAUACUGGAACAGACCGCAUUGAAGUGACCAGGCUGAAUGGGACAUCAAGAAAGAUCCUUAUCUCAGAAAACCUAGACGAACCGCGAGCAAUAGUGCUCAAUCCUGUAAUGGGUUACAUGUAUUGGACAGACUGGGGUGAAAGUCCUAAGAUAGAGUGUGCUUAUUUGGAUGGCUCAGAAAGGCGAGUUCUGGUGAAUACAUCCCUAGGUUGGCCUAACGGCUUGGCACUGGAUCUCGAAAGAGACAAGCUUUACUGGGGAGAUGCAAAGACAGAUAAAAUUGAGGUCAUAAAUGUUGAUGGAACAAUGAGAAAAACCAUCCUAGAAGAUAAGCUUCCACAUAUAUUUGGGUUCACACUGCUGGGAGAUUACAUCUAUUGGACUGACUGGCAGAGACGAAGCAUUGAAAGAGUUCACAAGACAAAGGCUAGCAGAGACAUCAUUAUUGAUCAGCUGCCAGAUUUAAUGGGCCUUAAAGCAACAAGUGUUACCAAAGUGUUUGGAACUAAUUCAUGUGCAGAGAACAAUGGAGGCUGCAGCCAUUUGUGUUUCUUUACACCCCAAGAGACCAGGUGUGCCUGCCCUAUUGGCCUUGAGCUGUUGAGUGACAUGAAGACUUGCAUCAUUCCUGAAGCCUUCUUAGUUUUCACAAGCAGAGCAGCAAUUCAUAGGAUUUCCCUUGAAACCAAUAAUAAUGAUGUUGCUAUUCCUCUCACUGGAGUCAAGGAAGCAUCUGCUCUGGAUUUUGAUGUCUCUGAUAACAGAAUCUAUUGGACUGAUGUUAGUUUGAAGACCAUAAGCCGAGCUUUCAUGAAUGGGAGCUCUGUUGAACAUGUGAUUGAAUUUGGGCUAGAUUAUCCCGAGGGAAUGGCUGUUGACUGGAUAGGAAAGAACCUCUACUGGGCAGAUACGGGAACCAAUCGCAUUGAAGUAGCCCGCCUGGAUGGACAGUAUAGGCAGGUUCUUGUGUGGAAGGACUUGGACAACCCAAGGUCUCUGGCUCUUGAUCCUACCAAAGGGUACAUGUACUGGACUGAAUGGGGAGGUAAACCUAGGAUUGUUCGAGCAUAUAUGGAUGGAACAAACGGCAUCACUUUGGUGGAUAAAGUGGGUCGUGCCAAUGACCUCACUAUUGAUUAUGCAGACCAAAGGCUAUAUUGGACUGACUUAGACACAAGCAUGAUUGAGUCAUCAAAUAUGCUAGGACAAGAACGAGAAAUCAUAGCAGAUGAUCUACCUCAUCCAUUUGGAUUAACCCAAUACAGUGACUACAUCUACUGGACAGACUGGAAUCUUCACAGCAUAGAAAGAGCAGACAAGACCAGUGGGAAGAACAGGACACUUAUUCAGGGCCAUCUGGAUUUUGUGAUGGAUAUAUUGGUCUUCCAUUCUUCACGUCAGGAUGGCUUGAAUGACUGUGUGCAAAAUAAUGGCCAUUGUGCUCACUUGUGCCUUGCCAUACCAAAUGGAUUUAGGUGUGGCUGUGCUGCUCAUUAUACCUUGGAUCCCAACAGCAGGAACUGUAGUUCCCCUGACAGCUUCCUGUUGUUUAGCCAGAAAUCUGCAAUCAGCCGGAUGAUACCAGAUGAUCAGCAAAGUCCAGAUAUUAUCCUGCCUAUGCAUGGUCUAAGGAAUGUCAAGGCUAUUGAUUAUGAUCCCUUAGAUAAAUUGAUCUACUGGGUGGAUGGACGUCAGAAUAUUAUAAAAAGAGCCAAAGAUGAUGGCACUCAGCCUUUCACUGUCAUGAGUACUCCAAACCAAAGCCAGAACCCAGAGAAGCAGCCACAUGACCUCAGCAUCGAUAUAUACAGCCAUACCUUGUACUGGACCUGUGAGGCCACAAAUUCAGUCAAUGUCCACAGGCUGAAUGGCGAGUCAAUUGGGAUGGUGCUGCGAGGGGAUCAUGACAAGCCCAGAGCCAUUGUAGUGAAUGCAGAGCGAGGGUACAUGUACUUCACCAACAUGCAAGAGCGAGCUCCCAAGAUUGAGCGUGCAGCCCUUGAUGGCACAGAGAGAGAAGUGCUUUUUACAACUGGGUUAAUCCGACCAGUAGCACUGGUGAUUGACAACAAAUUUGGAAAGCUUUUCUGGGUGGAUGCAGAUCUGAAGCGCAUUGAAAGCUGUGACUUGUCAG
Messenger RNA from Phaethon lepturus (White-tailed tropicbird), 2941 nucleotides. Its product is annotated as low-density lipoprotein receptor-related protein 5. The record is from RefSeq and is a predicted model, not a curated record. The transcript is spliced from 13 exons. Lineage: Eukaryota; Metazoa; Chordata; Aves; Phaethontiformes; Phaethontidae. The annotation marks the transcript as partial.